Molecule: messenger RNA, 2175 nt
Organism: Diuraphis noxia (Russian wheat aphid)
Lineage: Eukaryota; Metazoa; Arthropoda; Insecta; Hemiptera; Aphididae
Biological process (GO): cell differentiation; anatomical structure morphogenesis; regulation of transcription by RNA polymerase II
Molecular function (GO): RNA polymerase II cis-regulatory region sequence-specific DNA binding; DNA-binding transcription factor activity, RNA polymerase II-specific
Source: RefSeq, a predicted model, not a curated record
AGUGUUGUGUGUGUAUGUUUGUGUAUGUGUGUGUGUGUGUGCGUGUGUGUGUGUGAGUGCGUGAGCGUUUAGAGUAGUGUGUUGUUAAUGUCGGUAAGAAGACAGAGCCGGUCGGUCGUGUGUAUUGGUGGUGCGCUCACAGUAAUAAUAAUAUUAUAAAUCUCCUCGCGUCUUUCACACUCACUCGUCAUCGCUCGGUGCCCGCAGACCUCGCUUUGAGCCGAGCACGCGUAACGUUUUAAUUUUCACCCGCAGCUAUAUUAUUGUAUUAAAUUAUAUUAUAAAAAAUAUUAUAGGAAGUACUACGAUGGACGUAGUCGACUCGGUUACUUCCAUAUAACAUUGUAAUUAAUCUAAUAAAAAUAAUAAAAAUAACCGUAUUUUACUUUUCGCAUAUUCUUCUCGCCUCACGUGUUCUAAUCGCAAUACACAUAAUAUUAUAACAUACUCAAUACAUAUCWUUAUUAUACAUUUAUAAACUUUAUGUCAAUACAUAAAUAUUAUAAUAGUACAAAUAUUUUUACGCGUAUGGUACUCGUUUUUUAUUAACAGUUUUCAAYCGUUUAUUUCUAUCGAUAUACUACAGUGGCACGAUAUACGCGGCGGCUGUCCGAACAACAAUAAUUAUUAUUGUUACACGUACGAUUCGCGCGCAUGUGACCCGCACGCUUGCACCGGUUCGCUCGCGCCGCGAGCACAAUCACACCAAUAUUAUACCGACCGGCACCUAUACACGACCAGUACUGUAAAAUACAGAAGCGCGUGCCGCGGCAGUCGUAGCCGCAACCUAACCGUGUCGUGGCAUUACACCGGUGCGUGUGCCGCCGUCACUCUGACCGGCGACGGUUGUUCCGGCACGUUUUUCGCAACACCUAUACGACACGCCGGCUGUCGGCCACCGCGACGCGUCCACUGCACCAGUGCCACCGCCACCGACGACGACGCCGCCGSCGCCACCACCAGCACUCGGCGCCCGGGGUGCACCCGCGCCAAAAUUUCGAACCCUCCGGCCGAAUAGCUGAGUAGUCCUACAAGUGUUUGAUCAAUCGGACGGCAUCUUGGAGACUGCAGCUUGGUAUCGAUGAACCGCGGGGGCCAACUCCAUUCACCGGAACAUCCAAGCCGUACCGUAGCCGCAGUGGACAGCAUGAAGAACGAAGAGCCGACCAUACCGAGUCAUCAACAGCAGCGUAACAUGUUGGCCGAGGCGAUAGCGUCGCUGCCUCCUGUGCCGCAGAACUUGUCAGCCAUCGCCCUGUUCCAUCAGUUACCGAUACUGUACCAGCAACACUACCAGCACAUGUUGCAGUCUCGUAUCCUGCCCUACCUACAAGAAUCGCUGAGGUUGCAGAGCUCCGUAAACUAUGUGGAUAAACCACAGAUGCCGACGUUUAACAAUGUGGGUGUGCCAAAACCAUCUCACACCCACACCAUCUUGCAAGUCUUCCAGCGUCCAGUCCAUCACUCUUCGCCUAGUCACCCCCCUGGUUGUAAUUUGACUCAUAAUUUGGUUAAUGUCGUAUAUAGGCGUCUAAAAUUGUUUAAGACCUUGCACGGUGUAAGUUGUACGUCUUAUAAAAAUAUAUCUAUAACUCGUUUAAUGUUUAYACCACUAUGGAGUAUGGUUUGUUUGUAUGUAUGUAUUUUUUUAAAUAAAAUAAAUACGUUCUUCUCGCAGAACCAACAGGACAUCAAGUCGCUGCUUCAACAACAGCAACAGCCGCUGGCCAGUCCUCACCACCACCACCACCACUUCUCGUUGUACCCCGAGUUCCAGUUGACCGGCAGGAACGCCGUGGCCGUUGCCGCCGCGGCCGAGUCGUUGGCGGACAAGCAGCACGCGGCGGUCGCCGCCGCGGACACGGUGUCCUCGCACAACCUGGCGUUCCAUAUCGAGAACCUGAUACAGAAGAAGCACCGCAGCGCCGAGAUGUCACAGGAAGAGAUCGUGUCGUCCAGCGGCGUGCACAACAACAACAACGAUCUGCAGCAAUACGCGGCCGGCGACGACCACCAACACCACAAUCACCGCCACCACCAGCCGCCGUUGGCGCAGCACGCGGUCGAGUCCAAGCCCAAAUUGAUAAUCAUCAACGACGAGGACGACAGCAACGUCAGUGGCGGCAGUGGCGGGAGACGCUGCUAAGUCGCCGCCGCGACCGUCACGCACACAAU